AUGCUUAUAAUCGGUUUGACAGGAGGCAUUGCAUGUGGGAAGUCCACGGUUUCAGAGAGACUAGAAAAGAGCUAUAAAAUACCAAUUAUCGACGCUGAUAAGGUGGCAAGGGAAAUUGUUGAGCCAAAUUGCGAUGCCUACAACCGUAUUGUUCGUUAUUUUGGCGAUAAAGUUCCAGAUCUGGUCCUUAAUGAUAAGACUUUGAACAGAGCAGCUCUGGGGAAACAUGUGUUUGCAAACCAUGCCGAUCUCAAAGUACUUAACGGCAUUACGCACCCCGCAGUGCGCUUUGAAAUUUUCAAACAGAUUUUGUUUUGGUAUGUCAAGGGCAAGAAAAUGUGCGUCUUGGAUGUUCCUCUUCUCUUCGAAAGCGGUUUGAACAAGUUCUGUGGAGUUACGGUGACUGUAAUAUGCGACCAAAGCACUCAAAUUGAAAGAAUACGGUCUCGGAAUCCUGCAUUGUCGACCGAAGAAGCAGAAAACCGCAUCAAGGCGCAAAUGACCCACAAGGAAAGAACGCGGCGCUCAGAUUAUGUUUUGGAGAACAAUGGCACCCCGGAGGCGCUAUUUGGACAGGUCCAAUCUUUGGUCGCGAAAAUAAGACCCACAUGGACCAGAACCAUUUUGGAAUACUUCCCACCCUUUGCCAUGGUGAGCGCUCUUGCCGUUGUGAUGAUCAAGCGUCUUCGCUCAACUUAG
Messenger RNA from Lachancea meyersii CBS 8951, 699 nucleotides. The record is from the annotation of a GenBank genome assembly. NCBI's taxonomy places the organism in Eukaryota, Fungi, Ascomycota, Saccharomycetes, Saccharomycetales, Saccharomycetaceae.